Xenopus laevis (African clawed frog) is the source of this 7051-nucleotide messenger RNA. RefSeq names its product NHS-like protein 1 (gene nhsl1.L). The transcript is spliced from 8 exons. Bases 612 to 5546 code for a protein of 1644 amino acids. Lineage: Eukaryota; Metazoa; Chordata; Amphibia; Anura; Pipidae. The record is from RefSeq and is a predicted model, not a curated record.
UUUUAUUCUUAUUUUUAUACAGAACAAUUCCUUUAAAUCAUCAAUGACAAUGGGCAAAAUCAUAAAGUAAUAACAAAAAGUCUGCGAAUCCAGUAAAUGUAACUUUUAACUCAGGCUUCUGUAUGGCUGCCAUUAGCCUUUCAAAACAAAAAAAAACACACUCCGCCUAUGGUGGCAACGACCAAGAAAAAUCCAACCUUGUAUACCCUGACAAAAUUAUGCGCUGUAACAAUGCGGCCUGCCGUGCCUUGCACAGACUACAACGUGUUUCAGAUUGCUUGAGUGAAACUUGACGUGCCCGGCCCUGCUUUGGCUGCUACGUGCCGCGUCAUUGCGUUUACAUACGCUGUAGUCACGACGUCAUAGUCUCAUCUCGCAGGCGGUGACGAAACUGUGGGAGAAUCGGUCUGCAAGAACUAAGGCUGGGCAUUUAAACGGCGAUGUGGGACUUUUGAAAAGUUAUUCGGGCUUGUUAUGAAUAUAAUCGUGACUGUACCACGAAAAGUGAAACUAUUAUGCGGUAUGGAGACUUAUAGUCCUUUUGCAGCACAGUGCCCCGCGUGUAAAGGAAAGCAAAUUUGGUUGCAGUGAUAAAGUUUAGAACAGGUGCCAUGCCAUUUCAUCUCAGGCUAGUGCAACCCGUUUAUGUGUGCCGACUGGCAAGCCCAUAUGCCCAAGCACCCAGCGAUGGCAUUUCUCUGGUCUGUAACUCACUGGAGGAUAUUAACUCUUUAUCGCUGUUGCGGAUCGUCCGUCAACUCUCCGAUAUCUCCAGGCAUGCUGAGGACAUCCUCUCCAACAUUCAUUUUCAGGCGUCUGCUUUGGGGGAUCGAAGUACCCGCUUGCAGAACAGGAUUUCGUUUUUACAGCAUAUGAUCAGCCACCUGGACCAUAGAAGGGUUCCAGUUCCGAUUUCCAGUCUCGAUGAAGAAAGUAAGUGGACAGUCCAUUACACAGCCUCUUGGCAUCAACAGGAGAAUGUGUUCCUCCCAUCAUCUAGACCUUUAUGUGUGGAUGACCUUCACAGGCAAGCCAAAGUGAACCUCAAAACUGUGCUUAGAGAAUGUGACAAGCUUCGGCGGGAUGGCUGUCGCAGUUCACAGUACUACUCCCAGGGACCAACAUUCUCCUCAACACCCAGCAUGGUUUCCACAACCUAUCAGGAAGAAGCAGAUACACUUGAACAAAAGUUUUCUGUUUCAUCAAGUGAAGAGGGACAGUGUAAUUCAGUUAAAAGGCCCAAAACUCCUGUGUCUCUUGAGUUUUCUGAAACUCAAACUAACUGGACCAAGUCAUUGCCACUGCCUACUCCAGAGGAAAAGAUGUGCCAGAAGGCUCACACAGUACAGACAGAUGUGAUUCCUAUAAACAUAACAGGGGAGACUUUCGACCGCCAGGCCAGCUUUCGGCGGUCACUUAUUCACACAGACACUGUCGUAAGAUGUCCGAAGAAAGUCAAAAGGCGAAAGACUAUAACAGGGGUCCCAGACAACAUACAAAAGGAGCUAGCAGGUACUGGACACACUGGCCUUAGGUGGCAUUCAAUGCUCAUACCUGAUCAUUUUAAUACUUUGGAACAUUGCCACCACUCAACGCAACAGCUGGACACCAGAGAUUUCAGCUGCCAAACUGAUGAAAUAAAAAUAGUGCCACCAUCAGUCAGAAGAAUCAGAGCACAGAAAGGGCAAGGUAUUGCUGCUUUGAUGUCCAGUUCCUCUGGCAACAUGUCCACUCUGAGUGACUCUGCAGCAUGUUCCUCACAUCUGAAUGGCAACCUGCACUUCCGCAGUCUACCCAGGAUUGGAGCAAGAGUAUCUCUGCAGUCCCUUGACCAAUGCAAUGAUAAUUACAGUCUUAUGGAGGAGUCCUUCAACACUUUGCCUUGGCAGGUAAAUCGACUGCAAAUGGAUGAUACUAAUGUUCAUUUAACGAAUAACCAUAGAUCAACUGUUCUUCAAAGGCCUAAGUCUCAUGAAGUAAAAUGUUGUGAAAGUGAAAUUUCCUCAAGUCCAGCAUGUAUGGUCUCACCUCAUGCUGCUUAUUCAACAAGCAUUAUUCCAAAUGCCAUGCUUUCAUAUUCCUCAGAAUUAAUAUCUAUUCACACCCCUCACAGCAGUGGACUUCUAGACAGGAAACCAACAGUCCACAGUUCAUCUUCUAACAGAAAGGGUUUUACUUCUGGGAUUGCAGAUAAUCAUCAUUCCUCAUGUGGUAAUUGGAGUGAGAACAGUUCAUCUAGGAGCUCACAAAUACAUGUUACUGGGUCAUCUAUAUGUAAAAUAGGAGAUGUUCCUCACAAUAUUCCUUGCAAAAUUAAUAUUGGCUUUAACAACCACUCAUUUGACAGUCACAGUCAAAGUGAAUUAAGCUACUCAGAUGGUCAUCAAAGAAAUGCCAGUAUAACUAGCAGCAUUAAUAGUGCAGACAACUGGUUUUAUAAUUCUAGGGACAAUCACAGUGCUCCAACUAAGAAACUAUCAUCUGUAAUUUCUGGGUGUCCUAUGAGCACUAUGAACUCCUGCAGUUCUAAGAGGAAAGCAGAUUCUUGCUCUUUGUAUUCACUGGACCAAGAUGGUUUUUCAAUACAUAUAGAUUCUGGAAUAAGUUUAGCUGACCAAAGCCAAAUUAAUGGAAUUGAGAAACUACACUAUAGUGUCAUAAAUAUGUUUGACAUAAAAGAGAUGUCCGAUAUAGAAGUGAAAACAGGAUGUAAUAACAAACCACUUCCACAUAGCAUAUCUUUGAAGAAAUCUAAAAAGCCUCCUCAACCACCUUCUAGGACAGAUUCUCUCAGAAGGCUGUCUGCGAAAGUUAUCCAAACUAAUAGGCAGGUGCUCAACGAAACUUUUAUUGCUACACUUCAACAGUCUUUGCCACUAAACUUGAAGUGUAAGAGCACUGGCUCACCUUUGCAGUCAAGUCCCUGUAGUGAUUAUGCAGAUCCCUGGAUCCUGCACUCAUGUAGCCAGAGUACAGUUAGCGCCAAUAGUAGCGGAAUAUCUGUUGUUGCUCCAAAUAUGUACUCUAUCUGUACUGUGACACCCUCACAGAGUGAAUCCAGUAGCAUGAAAUCUGAAUAUUCUGAUCAGUGGAGUUGCUUUAUUGACUACUGCCAGACUCCCACUGAGCAACCCAAAUCAUCAAAACACAAUCUAAGUAGUCCUGCUGGCCUAAAUAAAUACAAUGCACGUAAGUCUUCCUAUGGAAUUAGGACUUCAGCACCCCAAGGCCACACUGGAUCAGGUAAAGGUUUUUCCUCUUCAGAAAAAACACGCAGAGUUGCAUCACCAUCUAGCGGAUAUUCAAGCCAGUCAAACACUCCUACCACAUUGACACCAGUGCCUCUUCUCUCAAAGAAUAUGUCUCAAGUAAAUGUAAAAUACAAAAUGAAACCAAAAGUACCUGAAAGACGAUCCUCGUUGGUAUCCUCAGUUUCAGUUUCAUCUUCUUCUACUUCCCUUUCAUCAAAUACUUCAGACUCUCUGCAGCAGAGCAUGCAGUUUUCAAAUGUGAUGUUGUCAACCCACGCUCUUUCAACCCCUCCACUCACUCCUGACCUUCCUCCAUCCCCAACAAUGGAUGCAACUGACACAGGUUCUCUAGAGUGUUCACCUAAAUUUCCACCUCCUCCCCUUGAGGUUACAAUGCUUACAGACCAUGACUUGGAUCUGUGGCUUUCAUGCUCCUCUCAAAACACUGCAAUGAGUAAACCUAUGGAUAGUCUACCAUAUCCUCCCUCUCCUCUUGUUACUAUGAUGCACAGUAUGCUUCCAUCACCUGCAUCCCCGCUUAUCACUAAGGUACUGAACAUUGGAACGGAACAAUUUUCACUCAAAAAUGCUGACUGCAGUAAUUUUCUAAAUGAUCACAGUAAACAGGAACUGUUGAAACCAACCGUUCCUAUUGUAACUGCUCAUGCAUUGCAAAUGGUUCAUUUGAGAUCUGUUAAGAAAACAUCACAACCGGAAACUGAACAAAUAGCUGAAUACAUGCCAGAAUCCUGCCUACAUGAUGAGGCAUCAGCCUUAUUUAUACAGCAAUCUUUAGUACCGUCUGCCUCUCCAGAACUGAAAUCCACUGAAAACCAAACAGAAAAUACAAAUUACAACAUGCCGGCCCAGCAAGUACUGUCCUGUGGUUUUCAAAGCAACGCACCUCAACUAACUUUUGGUGAAAUAGAAGCAGACAAAGCACAUAAAGAACACAUAGAAGAAUUUAAGAAUUCAGCAUACACUGUAAACUCAUCUUCUCAUGAGAAACAAAGUAUAUCACAAAGCACACCAAAUUCAUUUCUCAACAAGAAUUCUCCUUCUGUUUCAAAGAAGCCUAAACUGUUACUUAUCUUUCCACCUCCACAACUUGAUUUGGCAGCAGAAAAACUAGCACAAGUCAAUGAAAAUGUGAAAAGCAUGCCAAAUUUCUUUGAAACGGAUACCAUAAGCGAACUUUGUGAGAGUGAUGAAAACUACAGAAAGAAAGCUGAAGACAUUGAAGAACAAACCAGUGGUUUGGUUUACCAAGAACAAGAAGCAUGGUUUUCCCCAUGCAAACUUAAUAAAAACAGAGUUUUCAUACUUCCACCAGUUCCAGAAAUGCAGAAUCACCAGCAAAAGGAAGAGCAGCAAUCCAUAUCAGAUGAACUCAAUAUUUAUAUUAACAUUUCUGAGAAUACAAGCUGCAAUCAAAAUACAUUUCAAGAUGAUGACACUGCUGAAGUCUUUAAUAACGACACCGCAAAUUCACCGCUCUGGACAAGCAGUGACAUAAUGAGCAAUGAAGAAGUGACCACUCCAGCAAGGCCUGUUACAACGGAGGAUCUUUUUGCUCGAAUCCACAAAUCCAAAAGAAAAGUUCUUGGGCGAAAAGAUUCUGAUGAUGAUUCUUACAGAAAUCUCUCCUCGUCUCCUCCAGUCACCCCAACUGGUAAUACACAUCUAAGUUCUUUCAAGCAGACAGGAUCAAUCCAAAGAAGUGUCAGAAAAACUAUGACAAGCAGUGACAGUUUCAAAGCACUGCUGUUAAAAAAAGGAAGCAGGUCUGAAACUGGCUUUCGCAUGUCUGCUGCGGAAAUGCUGAAACAUACUGAUCCAAGGUUUCAGAGAUCAAGAUCAGAUUCAUCUCUUGAGUUUCCAGAAAGCCCCACAUUUCCAUCACCAAACAAGAACAGGAAGGUACAAGAGGAAUGGGCUAAGAAUGAAGGCCUGAUGCCUAGAAAUAUGUCUGUCUCUGGAAUCCGGUACAGCCGCGCCAGGACUCCUCCUUCUGCAGCAAGUAGCAAAUACAAUGUCCGUAGUCGUCUCCAGAGUAGCCCAAUGACUGUUAUAUGUGAAGGAGAAGGAGAGGGUGUAGAAACUGUGGAAAACAGUUUUUCAAAGGGUCCUCCUUUGUUGAACACAGAGAGUCUGGACAUGUGUUACAACACUGACUCAGAAAUAAAUAAAAAAGAUGAUGAACAGGUAACCAACAACAUAGUGCACAUAAACUUAAACAUACUGUUAGAAAAGAGCAUAGAGGAUGAUAGUGGCUGCAUAGAAGAAAUCAUUUAAUACUAAAUGUCUCAUUCUGUCUUAUUGAGAUACUGUAUAUAAACUAACAAAAGCACUGAGAAUGCCAUAUCACUUGAAAAAAGUAAUGUUGGGCAUUACUUGGCACUUAUCUGAAAUUAUAUAUGUGUCAGCAUUACCUUCUAGGUAGAAUUUGGCUAGGCUUGGUUUGGUAUGCAGCACUUGCACAAUAGAAAGUGUGAAAGUCAAAGCAGAUAUUCACCAGUGUGUUGUUAGAAAAUGGAAAAUGGAUGUAAGAUGUAGCAUUUAAAUUAUGGAAAAUACAGUAGAGGGUUGCAAAUGUUUUCUAAUUUUAGCUUUAUAAAUCUUGAGCAAAAAUAUAAUGAGCACAACAUUUUCUAUAGAUCUAUUUAUUCAUAGCAACUGAUCAUAUUUGCUUUUAAAAUAGCAGUCCAGUACAUGUCUGCUGAUUUCUAUCGACUAAUAUAACUGUAACAAAUUUUGUGCCAGCUGUUGUAAAUUAGAUGUCCUAAAUGAUAUAGUCAGGCUUUGGACAUAUUGCACAUAUAACAAGUCUUAAUUCCACCCAGAGCUUUGUGCACUGGUUGCAGUUUUAAUGGUAGGUAAUGGGUUUGUCAGAGUAACACAAUCAUGUGUGCUAGAUCCUAAUUUUUCUGGUACUUUAUUUUUUUUUUCUUAGCUUUGCAAUGAGUCUUUUCUUGUCUAUUUUCAGCUGCUGUGCAGCUGUUAAGCCCAGGGUUUUAAAUAAAGUCUUGAAGCAAAAAUGCAGAAUGUCUCUCAUCUGCCAUUUCUGAGUGCUCAAGACCAGUCAAAGCAUUGCAAUGUAUAAGGUUGUAUCAAAAGUGCCUUCAAUAGGCACUAAUAUCGAAGUACUUCAGUAGUAAUUCAGUUUUGCAGUACUUCAUAUUGCUUUGUAGUUUUGAAGGUUUUUUUUUUUGAAUGCUGUUGGAUACAGGUUUCUAUAUCUUGCACUACACCUUGUCUGUGUAACCUUUACAUUGUGAUGUUUGACAUUCAGCUCGCUUGACCACAAAAGCAUGUGUUUACUAAUUGCCAUACAAAAUUCUGAAAAGAAAUGCAAAAUUUGAGAAUACCAAAGAAAACCUUUUUUUGUCUUUUUUCUCAAGCAAUAUUAAAAUUGUAUUUAGUUGAUAAAAAGGAACACAUUAAAGUCCAUGUCUUCCCUUUUACUAACUAAAUACAUAAUUUGAUGUACUGUAGUUUUUAUAAUAUAUGUAUAUAUUGACGUUACAAAGCUCACUUUUUUACUUGCAUUCAAAGUUUGUACAUUUUUACUCUUUUUAGAUUCAACCCAUUUUAACUCAUUCAUUGUUGGAGAUUCUGAUGGGAAACAAUGUGCAUUGCAGGCCUGUCUUGCAUUAAAUGAGUUAAUUUAUUUUAGUACAUUUGUGCACUGUGACUGUGACUCAAUCCUUUGUAUUACUGGACACAUUCAGGGGCCUUUAUUUUAUUAGAACUAUAAUAAUUUUGUGACUAUGCUUCAAAUAAAGCAAGGCUGAAACCCA